This is a messenger RNA of Propithecus coquereli (Coquerel's sifaka), 1288 nucleotides long. RefSeq names its product LysM, putative peptidoglycan-binding, domain containing 4 (gene LYSMD4). NCBI's taxonomy places the organism in Eukaryota, Metazoa, Chordata, Mammalia, Primates, Indriidae. Bases 31 to 921 code for a protein of 296 amino acids. The transcript has 3 exons. The record is from RefSeq and is a predicted model, not a curated record.
GGGUUGCGGCGGAGCCUGGAGGCUGAGAAAAUGAGGCAGAAGGAAGUGUUAACCAAGACCUUCCAAGGCCCAGCUGUUGUCUGCAGGACUCCGACCAGCCAUGUUUACAUGUUUAAGAAUGGCAGUGGGGACUCGGGGGAUUCCUCCGAGGAAGAGUCACACCGUGUGGUUCUGCGACCCCGGGGCAAGGAACUCCAGAAGAGCGGUGCUCACCACCCUCACCAGCCAGGAGCAGGCGACGUGGUGCUGCUGCAGCGGGAGCUGGCCCAGGAGGACAGCCUCAACAAGCUGGCUCUGCAGUAUGGCUGCAAAGUUGCAGAUAUCAAGAAAGUCAACAACUUCAUCAGAGAGCAGGACUUGUACGCUUUGAAAUCUAUUAAGAUUCCAGUGAAAAACCACGGGAUCCUAACAGAGACCCACAAAGAACUAAAACCCCUCCCGAGCCCAUCUUCAGAGACCAAAGUGACCGUGGAACUGCCGGAUCCAGACAGAGCAGCUGCAGGCCCUGACGCUGGACCCAGCCGACUGACAGAUUUCUUUAAGGAAAUUGACCAGAAUAUUGAGCGUGCGGUGCAGUCAGAAACCUUUCUGCGAGAAAGCUGCUGCGUAGAGACCUCCAAUCAGCCACUGCUCCCAGCCCCUCCAAAGACACGGACCAAUGGUGCAGACUGUGGAAUUCAGUGGUGGAAUGCUGUUUUUAUCAUGCUUCUAAUUGGGGUUGUUUUGCCAGUCUUUUAUUUAAUUUAUUUUAAAAUGCAAGCUACUAGCGAGACCCUUAAUAGCUUGAACACAACCAACAUCCCCAAUGGCUCAAUGGCACUGGGUCCAGUUCCAGGGCAAGCCCCCAGAUUAGUGGUUCCAGUGCCAACUGUCACCUCUUCAGACGGCCAGUUCAGUCCGACCACGCACGCGGGGGACUAAGCUGCUGUUUUUCAAGAAUCAGCUGGCUGUAGCAGCUUGGCGCGAUCGGCUGCCACGAGCCAUACCCUAGGGCUGCUACAUUUCAUUUCCCGGGACGGAGGACGCCACCAGAGUGUUCUGGAUCACACUGGCCCUGGAAAGCGGCCUCGCCUACUCCAAGGGCGCAGGAUCCACAGCGCCAGCGCCCUCACACCCCUGCAACCAGAGGGUGCAGCGACAGAGCCACUUACACGUAACACGUGGCCGUUUCUUGAAGACAUUUAGUGGACUGGCUGAGAGCGACUCCACGGCAGCGCUGUGUGGGCCCCCAAGCUGGACGUGCUUGGAGGGAGGGGAACGGCCUUGGCCACGGGACCUGCAGUGUGGG